Penicillium robsamsonii is the source of this 1155-nucleotide messenger RNA. RefSeq lists its product as uncharacterized. Gene Ontology annotation, biological process: anaphase-promoting complex-dependent catabolic process. The coding region runs from base 1 to 1155 and encodes 384 amino acids. NCBI's taxonomy places the organism in Eukaryota, Fungi, Ascomycota, Eurotiomycetes, Eurotiales, Aspergillaceae. The record is from RefSeq and is a predicted model, not a curated record. Gene Ontology annotation, cellular component: anaphase-promoting complex. Gene Ontology annotation, molecular function: ubiquitin protein ligase activity; cullin family protein binding; zinc ion binding. The transcript has a single exon.
AUGACUUCCCGACAUUCCUACGUCACAAGUCCACACUCGACAUCUCUAUCUGAGAUCAUCAAGCUCGAACCUGAGAAAGAGCCAUGGUGUGCCGGUUAUGCUCCUUCACAGGGUCGUCGCUGUCACGCCCGCACAAAUGCACGUGGCCGCAGCUCCGCAAUUGCCCUUCUCAAUGAGGGUACCAAGGACCUUCGAGCCGGUCGCAACAUCGAUAUACUGCUAGAGGACCUAGCCCCUCAUACCCUAUGCACAAGGUUCCAUCAAAACCAAGCCUCGGAUCUCACCCGGCGUUGGAAAAGACAAGUCCGUACAUACCUCGAUUCGCAGAUGGCGUCCACACGGUCUUCAAGGCCAGUGAGAAUACCAUCUCGAAGAGUCUAUCCAGAUCCCGUUGAAGCAGACACGGAAAAGAGAACUAUCCUUCUCUACCGAACACUUCGUGAUCUUCUGCAAGAGGAGGUCAGUCGCCUUGAGGUUGCUCGAUAUGGCCUUGCAAUUACUGCAGACCCUCCUACUCGCCGUGAGAGUAGAAGCACAAGCGCAGCCAGUUCCAGGAGCGCGACCCAUACAUCGAACAGAAAUUCUCCCCCGCAAAGUCUCGUUGGUAGAACAGUCGAAAGACGCUCAACCGAAUCCACCAAUCAGGCACCAAUCCCUGUACCUCGACCAGUGCGAGUCCAAGUCAGUCCUCAAGCACGGGAAGUUUCUGUUUCGACCCCAAGACCAGCAAGCCCACCAGCUGAGGCCCCCGUCUCCAGCAACACCGAUAAUCCGCACAGCCAGAAUGAAACUUCCGAGGCCAACCGCCGCGAAGUUGAAGGAGAAUGUGGAAUCUGUUUGUGCGAUAUGCAUAUUUCAGAACAAGAUGCGGGUUCGGAUGAAGAGGAGCCCGAGCACAGUGGCGACGAUGACCAUGUUGACGAUGACCAUGUUGACGAUGACCAUGUUGACGAUGACCAUGUUGACGAUGAUCAAGAUGGUGAAGAGCCCGAUGAGGAAAGAGAAGCCGAAGCUGAGAAUGAACCUCAAGAUCAAGAAUUGACUUGGUGCAAGGCACGUUGUGGAGUCAACUUCCACAAGCUCUGCAUCUACCAAUGGCUAGAAACAAAUCAAACUCCUACAUGCCCAACAUGUAGGAGCAAUUGGAAACACUAA